UAAAUUUAAAAUAAAUAAUACUCAUAUGUAUUUAUGGCAGAAAAAAUAUAUUUAUGAAUGAGAAGAAAAGUGUGUCUUUAUUAAAGAAAAAUUGUGUAAAAAUGUAUAUGUAAAAAUUAAAUACAAUAACAGUUAUAUUAGAAUUCAAAAAUGUAGCUAGCUAAUGUGAAGUUGAUUUUUCAAAAAAACCAAAAAAUGUUAAUCACUUGCGUUAAAAAACAAUGUAAAGAAUUUAUUUGAUCGCCAAUAUAAAAAGUACUAAAAUAAUUUCCGAAACGAAGCUUUAACAAAAAACGUUAACUACGGUUGCACCGCAUCUAUAAUACCCUUCACAGAUAAGAGAGUUUACAUACAACAACUUAAUUUUGCUCUGUCAAUUUGUAUGGCAGCAUUAUGCUAUAAUGGUCCGCUCUAAACAAUUUAUUUGGAGAUUGUACGUUUGCCUUGGACAAUAAUUUCGAGAAGCUAUCUCGUCAACUAAAAAAUGUUCCAUACAAGGACUGGAUUUUUAUCGAUCAGUUUGUACGACAGCUAUACACUAAAGUGAUCCGAUUUGAAAAUAUUUUCCGGAGAUUUUACCGUUGCCUUGGACAAUAAUUCAUGCCAAGCUUCCUUGAAGAUAACUCGCCAAAUAAAAAAACUUUCCAUAUAAGGGCAUAGUGUUAAUAAUUCUAAGAGAUAUAAAGGACGUGUGGAAAAUUUCAGAUAUCUCAAAAUCUGUGGGACUAGUUCGCGUAUAUACAGACAGACGGAGACACUGAUCGUGCCGAUCGAUUACACAAAAAUGUAAAAGGUCUCCGACGUUUCCUUCUGGAUGUUGUACACUUCGUGGCAAACUUAAUAUACACUGCUCAAGCAUUCAGGCCCAAAACAUAAAAUAUAUAAAAUUUAACAAAUAAGAACGAACUAAGUUUGAGUGAAACCGAAUAUUAACUAUUCAUGCAAAUUAUGAGAAUUUAAAAGUGUGAAAUAUUACGAAAUCUAUUAACAUUUCUAACUUGUUUUGUGUUUGAGAAAUUAUGCCAGAGUUCUAUGUGACCCUGAAUGGCAUAUUUCUACCUUAGUUGCUUGUAAAUAUAUAUUGUGUGAAUAUAAUAUUAUUAUAUGAGCCAAAGUACCACAUAAUGUAAACAAGGAGAUUGAGUAUCCUCCUGAGACACAAGUAAUAUUCUACAAGAGAUCAUAUUUGCAUGCCGUAUUCAGUAAAAUGCUUGUCAUGUUGCGUGUUAUGUUUGCCAUUGGCAAUUUAAUCUGCUGUAUCGUCAACACGCUCGUUAAUUUGCUAAUGCCGCGCAAGCUGCCGACUUAUCCACCAAUUCAAGAUGCAGUGCUGCUAAAAUCUGUAGGCGAUUUAAUUGUAGAGCUGCGACAAAAAAAGAUCACCUCCCAACAGCUGGUGCAAGCGUACAUCACACGAAUACAGGCGGUCAAUGGAAGUUUAAAUGCCGUCCUUGACAAUCGCUUCGAACAAGCGCUGAAGGAUGCAAAACAUGCGGAUAGUUUAAUCGCCAAAGCCAAUGACGAGCAGUUAAUCGCACUCUUCAGACGCUACCCCUUGUUGGGUAUACCGUUCACAGUGAAAGAGUCGGCCGGAUUGAAAGGUCUUUCGUUUGUUGUCGGCAAUAUUUAUCGCGCGAAUAAGAAAUGUGAACGUGAUAAUGAAAUCGUUGAGCGCCUUAGAUCAGCGGGUUGUAUACCACUUUUAGUUUCAGCAAAUCCCGAGUUUUGCAUGAGCUACGAAACGAACUCCAAAAUGUAUGGAAAGUGUCGUAAUCCAUAUGAUCUCAACCGAGUGUCUGGCGGUUCAUCUGGAGGAGAGGGCGCUUUAAAUGGCGCAGGCGCUUCAGUCUUCGGUUUUGGUUCGGAUAUUGGCGGCUCAAUUCGUUUGCCCUCGAUGUUUUGUGGUGUAUUUGGACAUAAACCGACCGGCGGUUUGGUUUCAAUUAAGGGUAGCUUUCCUUACAGCGACGAUCCGAUUUUCGCACAGUACCUGGUCUCAGGGCCGAUAACACGUUUUGCUAAAGAUUUACCCAUACUAAUGCAAGUAAUGGCUGGUGAAGAUGUAAAGAAAUUGAAAUUUGGCGAACCAAUUCAAUUGAAGAACAUAAAGAUCUACUAUGCUUACGGUUUUAACGGUUUUGCGGCAUUCAUGCACCAGCCAACUGAUUUCGACAUUCGUCUGGCCAUAACCAGAGCAGUAAAAUGCUUCCAAAAGGGUGGACUUACCACAGAGGAGAUUAAAUUGGAUAAAUUCGUGCAUGCUAGAGAAAUCGGUUUAAGCGCUCUCGCGGAAAUAAAAGGUUUACCCAGCAUAACAAACGAAGCCAAACCAAAAGUCAGUAAACUAAUUUGGCAGCUGAUUUUAUCACUCUUUGGACUAUCGAUACACAAUCGUGACGCUGUAAUAAUGGAAUGGAUAAGAAUGAAAAAAAUUUACCUAUCCGAAGAGAAAGCAAAAGAAUUUCGCGACGAAAGAGAAGCGUUGAAGGAAGAAUUAGUGAAAAUGCUUGGUGACAAUGGCGUUCUCUUAUUGCCCACAUUUCCCACUUCCGCAUUUGCCUUCCAUACCAGCACGUUAAAUUUGGUGGGCGUGGAUCUGAUGCUCAUCUUCAACAUACUGGGUUUCCCCGCCACACAUGUUCCAAUGGGUUUGGAUCAUCGAGGUUUGCCGAUUGGCUUUCAAGUUGUUGCUGCGCCAUACCAAGACAAACUAUGUCUACAAAUUGCCGCAGAACUGGAGGGUGCUUUCGGCGGUUGGGUGCCACCACUGCAGCAUGAUUUAAAAUCAUGAUUCUUAUUAGCUUUUUAAAGCUUUCAAUGUGGUUCUAGCAGAGAAGGGUUUAAGCUUUAUCACUCUUUCUCUUUUUCGCCUUUUAGUUGUAACUGUGUUUAAUGUACCAUCCAAAAGUUCUUCUCUUUACAUUAAUACAUACAUUAACCAUGCUAGAAGUUGAAA
Bactrocera oleae (olive fruit fly) is the source of this 2956-nucleotide messenger RNA. NCBI's taxonomy places the organism in Eukaryota, Metazoa, Arthropoda, Insecta, Diptera, Tephritidae. The record is from RefSeq and is a predicted model, not a curated record.